Rhizoctonia solani is the source of this 1173-nucleotide messenger RNA. RefSeq names its product Retrotransposon-derived protein PEG10. NCBI's taxonomy places the organism in Eukaryota, Fungi, Basidiomycota, Agaricomycetes, Cantharellales, Ceratobasidiaceae. The coding region runs from base 1 to 1173 and encodes 390 amino acids. Gene Ontology annotation, molecular function: zinc ion binding; nucleic acid binding. The transcript has a single exon. The record is from RefSeq and is a predicted model, not a curated record.
AUGGAACUGGAGCCGACCCUUACCACUCUCCUUGAGGCUAUCACAGCCCUCACCGCCACUGUUGGGUCCUUGCAGGACCAAAUCAAAUUGCAAAGCCAAGAGCUCAUCCAGCUCAAGGCCAUAUGCAAGGAAACCGCCGACCUACUUGGCGACAAGGACCAAGGAGGAGGCCAAACCCAGCCUGGCCCAUUGACUGGGCCUAUCACCCCUCCUACUCAGACAGGAGGAGAAGCCCACUCUCCAGCAACGGUUAGGCCUGGGCUCAAGGCCCCCUUCCGCCCUUCAAGAGGAACAGGGUAUGACUCAGAAGAAGAGGAGGACAGGCGAGCCCCCAAAAGGGAACCUUGCGACACGCCUAGGCGGAACCUCAGCUCCCUUACCCCCUUUGACUUGGGGUCCAGUGUAAAGCAACCCAAGAUGGAACUCCCCAACCCUUACAAGGGUGAUACCAGAGGUCGUAAGGCUACCCAGUGGCUUGACAGGAUGCUACUCUGGGUUGCUCUUCACAGGGAUCAAUUUGAUGAGGAGGAGCAGAUGGUCGUGUGGAUACUCUACCACAUGACAGACAAAGCAGCCGAUUGGGCGCUCCCCCUUAUUGGAACCAUCAUCAAGGGUGAGGGUAACCCGCCAACCACCAUCCCGGCCUUAACAGCCAAAUUCAAGGAGGCAUUUGCCGACCCAGACGCCAAGAGAGCCGCCGCCAGGAAGAUAGCUGCGCUUACUCAGACAACCACCACGUCUGAGUAUGUCACUGAGUUCCGCAACCUUAUGGCGGAACUUGAUUGGAACACUGAGGCAUAUAUUGCCCAGUUCACGCGUGGUCUUCACUGGAAGGUGAAGGAACUCCUGUCCACAAAGGACAAUAUCCCAGACAACAACCUCAAGGCCAUAUUCGCCGCCUCGGUCAAAAUUGAUAACACUUGUUGGGAAAAUGAGGAGAACCAACCCAAGAAAGCCUCUGCCAAGUCCCCGGUCACCGCGACCACUUCCACCACUACCACCACCCAACGGGUCCGCCUCUCUGAGGACCCCAACUACGUUACACCGGAAGAAAGGGACCGCCGCCACGCGUCUGGCCUUUGUGUCAAGUGCGGUCAGAAAGGACAUGGUAUCAAACAAUGCCCUAAUGGAUGGAAGGCCAAAAUUGGACAGGAGGAGUUGGAAAAAGAGUAA